Parnassius mnemosyne (clouded apollo) is the source of this 2120-nucleotide messenger RNA. The record is from the annotation of a GenBank genome assembly. Lineage: Eukaryota; Metazoa; Arthropoda; Insecta; Lepidoptera; Papilionidae.
GUUUUUGAGGCAAAGACAGAAAGACUAUAUUUUUAGUGUUUUUUUAGAGACAGGGACUCUUCAUCUCUUCGUACAUGUCUAGUAAAAAGUGUUGUGUUCCCGGCUGCAUGGGUUCUGGAAAGUCACACAAGACGCUCCAUUUAUUUCCAAACCCAAUUGAGAUUGAACGUUUUAAGGAGUGGAUUUUAUCUAUUGGAGGGGAUAUUCUUGGUUUGGAUAAUGAGUAUAUUUUUAAACAACGCCGUGUUUGCCAUGCUCACUUUGAAGAGAAAUAUUGCUGCCGAAAUAACAGAAUAAGCAAUAUUGCAAUUCCAACAAUAAAUUUACCCAAACCGAUAUCUCUCCCAAUAUUUACACUCUCCGAAAGAAGGCCACUUAGGCAAACAGAGUAUUGUUCAAAACCUGUACCAUCAACCUCAUCAGGUUGUACUGCUGAUUUUACCACUACAUUCAUUGAAUCUGAUUUUACAGAGAAAGAAAAUAUUGAGUCUAUGAUUAAUAUCCAGUUACAGUUUCAUAAAGAAAAUGAAGUGCUUAAGAAAAAUGAUUAAGAAAUUAAGUAAUAUAAAGAACAUACCCUAAAUGAGAUUUUAUUUAAAAAAAAAUUACAAGAAGCAGGUUUCAUUGUGGUAGCAACAGUUUGUGACCAGGGCACUAAUAACAGAUAAGCCAUUAAAUUACUAUUAAAUGAAACACGAGGUGCCCUUUUAAGCGCAGGAAAAGAAAACGUCACAAUGAUAGAAAAUCAAGAAAUUAUUCCUUUAUAUGAUCCUCCACAUCUUUUGAAGUGCAUUAGAAAUAAUUUACUAACGAAGGAUCUUCAAUAUGUUGUAAAUGAUUCAUAUUAAACUCCUGCAUAAAGAAAAUCCUGGCUGCAAGACCAUAAGACUAAUACGUAAACGGACAGAUAAUCAUGUUUUACACACCAAAAUACCAAAGUGAAUGGUGAAAUAUAAAAGUCAAAUAUUUAGUGGUAUCUAAUAUGGGAUAUCUUGCAGAAAAAGGCAUUCUUCCAAGAGAAUGUGAGGAAACUGCUGGUAUACUCCUCUUUUUUGACAAGGUAUUCGAUUCUAUCAAUGGAAGCUAUAAGAACGAAAAAAAAACUAUAUGGAAAGCCUUCUCUUGGACCAGCAAAGCCAAUCUCUAAAGCACUAAACAUCAUAAGGUGUGGAAUGAUGGUGAAAGCAAAAGCUAUUAUAUCAAAUAAUCCUGAAAGUGUACCAACAAUUAAAAAUUGCGUAUGAACACUGAAUUGUUUACAAAUUCUUUAAAAAAAAUUAGAAACUAAGUAUGGUAUUACUUCUGUUUGGAUGUGGCACCUCAACCGAGACGCUAUUGGAAAUUUUUUGGGGCCCUUAGAAGCCAUGGUUGCCGCAAUGUUAAUCCAACACGAGAACAGUCUCAGAGUGCCUACAAUACACUUUCAACAAUAUGUCCAGUGACCAUGACCCAGGUGCUAAUUGUGGAAAAGAUAAUUGGCUUUAGUCUCUUAUCAUCACAGAUAACUACAAAGCUGAUAUAACCUGUGACCUUGAAACAAUCCCAGAUGUAGAAAUAAUAUUUAAGAGAAAACUGUUCCAUAUAUAAAUGGGGUAUUAGAUUAUGUUAGUGGAUACUUUGCUAGAUGCGCUAAAAAAAUUUUAUAAAUUGUACCGAACAUUGUACUGCUAACGUCAUGGCCUUACAAGAAAAUGAAAUCAUUAAAUUUCGGGAUUAUGCAGGUAAACGGUGGCUUUGCAGUCCCACAAACUAACUAUAGACAUAGCACUUAACUGAGUAGGUUCCUGCGGUAUUUGAGCGGUGCGGGAGGGGUGACAUGUGAUAUAAAGGAACUGUCUCACUAUGCACGUGAUGAAUAGUAAUGAAGAUAUCUCUUACGAUAGUUACAAGAUACCUAAAUUGAAUUAGUAUAAACUGCGUCUGACAAUAUAAACAAUCAAAAUGAGUUACAAUAUCAUGUAAUGUUAAUAUUUUGAACUGAAAUUUUAAAUUCAAGUAAAUUAAUCUGUAUCUGUAUCCAUAUAGCUACUAGAAUCGCCAUCUGUAUCAUUUGAAACUCUUUCAUGAUCUAAUUAGCCAUGUCGUAAAUUUAUAAUAAAUUGAUCCAUUAUUUCGUCGCU